CAAGAGGGACACAUCUGGUUUACCAGUGUUUCUGACUUCCUUCUGAGCUGAAAACUGCUUUGUUUUGUAGAAAAGCAAAACUUGGCCAUAAACACCUAAAAUGAAGAGCCCCCGAACUUUUGAGGAGCAAACGGAAUGCAUUGUAGACUCUCUACUCACAGACUUCUUAGGUCCCACUUGUCAGGUUGCCAACCGGACCCUACAUUGUGCAGACGAACCAGAUUCAGGAGAGGUCUGCUCUUUUGAUGUGGCCAUCAUUGCUGGUCGCCUUCGGAUGUUGGGUGACAAGUUCAAUGGAGAAUUGGAAGCUGCUGCCAGAAACGUCAUCGCAGAAACCAUUCAGGGACAGGCAGGAGCUGUACUUCAGGACACAGUAAAAUCUCUCAGCAAGGCCUGGUGUGCCCAGGAUUCCAGCUUGGCUUAUGAGAGAGCCUUUCUGGCAGUGUCAGUGAAACUUUUUGAAUAUGUGGUCCGCAUGACUCCUGAGAAGGCAAGACAGGUGGCUACGCCCAUGACAAAUAUGAUCAAUGGGAACACUGCCAUCCGAGAGUAUAUCCAGGGCCAGGGAGGUUGGGAAAAUCUGGAGAGCUGAAGAAGAGGUGGAGCUGUUUUCCAGCCUGAAAAAUUUUGAUCUUCUUUGACUGAUCGGGUGAUUGAUCUCUGGCAAUUAAAACAGAAACAACCAAAUCAAAACCCUCUUUCUCUUGGACAGAACUGAACUUAGCUGAAUAACCUGUUUUCUACUGAUUGUUAAAGUUAGGAGCAGCUCCCAGAGGUCUAUAGAGAUUUUAUACUUUCUGUUUUUACAUGAGUUUUAAUGAGGUUUUGUUGAAGUAGAGACCUCCAGACUUAAAGUAAUGACUUGUUAGUAGUGGAAUUCCAGGCAACGGGGCAGGCAUUUGCUGGAGAUACUGUGGGGAAAAGGGAGCACACAGUAAACCAUUCCUUCAGAUUUAGUCCUGUCCUCUGGUAAGGAUCUUGUCUACUAAUUUUGCAGUCUAAAGGGUUUCAGGGAGAUCUUUGGUUAGAAAACCUUGUUAUUUUAAG
This is a messenger RNA of Eubalaena glacialis (North Atlantic right whale), 1047 nucleotides long. It is a transcript of the gene BCL2L15, whose product is annotated as BCL2 like 15. NCBI's taxonomy places the organism in Eukaryota, Metazoa, Chordata, Mammalia, Artiodactyla, Balaenidae. The transcript is spliced from 4 exons. Gene Ontology annotation, cellular component: nucleus; cytosol. Bases 101 to 592 code for a protein of 163 amino acids. Gene Ontology annotation, biological process: regulation of apoptotic process. The record is from RefSeq and is a predicted model, not a curated record.